Messenger RNA from Daphnia magna, 831 nucleotides. RefSeq lists its product as uncharacterized. NCBI's taxonomy places the organism in Eukaryota, Metazoa, Arthropoda, Branchiopoda, Diplostraca, Daphniidae. The record is from RefSeq and is a predicted model, not a curated record. Bases 1 to 831 code for a protein of 276 amino acids. The transcript is spliced from 3 exons.
AUGAUUGUCCGUCUGCAGAGUCUGCAGACGACAAGAAAGAUAUGGAAACGCGAUUCCACUUGCAAGGCUCAAGCCUUAUUAGAGAAAAUGUUUUUGGAGAACAAGAUUGAGCCAAGUGCCCUUCCCGCAUUUGUAUACAAGCAGUCGCCCGAGUUUCAAAAAUACUCGUUGAAUGUGUUCAGAACAGCAUUCAACGAGAUAAAAGCUAAAUCUGGCCUUGCAUUGAAGCCAUAUAGUCACAAUGCAGCUCUUUGUUUUGAUGAGGCCAGUGAUGUCAGCCCUGGAGUUUCCCUUCAUAAGCGCGUCAUACUAUUUGAGGGCAAGAUAGAAGGGAUGAACGAUUUCGACUCGCUCAUCGUGCACGGCAAUCAACCUGUGCAGAUGUCGGUCUAUCAGGAUCCAGUAACUAGACGUGAAAAACUCGUCGUCGUUGUCGCCCUCAUUGGGGGUGUGGGUGACGCCAAGUUUUCGCUGGUGGGAGAUGGCCCAGGAACUAGGACUGCAAGGAUCGAUUAUUCCUGGCCCGUUACUGCAGUCGACAUCGAAGCUAUAUUUCAACAAGAAAUUCAAAAUGGAGAAAUUCCCUCCUGUCACCCUUUGAUUGAAGCCCUUAAAAAAGAUCUAGAAAAAUCUCGUUCGAGUGUUGAGGAAAUCUCCAGAGGAAUGGAGUUAACCUUGCCCAUUUCGGUGCAAACUGUGGCUAACUCCAUAUCCAUUACGGGGAAAAGAAACAAAGACGGAACAAAGUAUCUCGUUGUCAUAUUGAUGGGAUACCAGACUGCGUAUACAAUAAAAGAAAAAGAUAAAAUCGUUAUUUUCAAAGAUAUGUGA